This is a messenger RNA of Prunus dulcis (almond), 1605 nucleotides long. Its product is annotated as tRNase Z TRZ1. Lineage: Eukaryota; Viridiplantae; Streptophyta; Magnoliopsida; Rosales; Rosaceae. The transcript is spliced from 8 exons. The coding region runs from base 170 to 1081 and encodes 303 amino acids. The record is from RefSeq and is a predicted model, not a curated record.
AAUUGAAUCUAAUUUGCUGUUUCACUCCAAGAGCUUGGCUUAAUUGACGAGCGGCAAACUCCGCUGAAAGAAACCAGUUUUCCUCCUCUCAGAAAGUUUUGAGAACUUCAUAUAUCUCUCCUCAAUCGCUCUCCUCUGCUUUCUGGUUCUUGUUCUUGUUUAGUCUAUUAUGACUGGAAGUAGAAGUAGAGACUCUGAGCAAGUCACACAGAAACCCAAUUCAGACUCAGACCCAGCUUCAAAGAAAGCCAGAGGCUUGACCAUUGAAGGCUACCCAGUUGAAGGUUUGUCCAUUGGAGGCCAUGAAACCUGCAUAAUCUUCCCGACUCUUAAUUUGUCUUUCGAUAUUGGACGCUGCCCACAGCGUGCUAUCUCCCAGGACUUCCUCUUCAUCUCUCAUGCUCAUAUGGAUCACAUUGGAGGACUUCCCAUGUAUGUCGCAACCCGUGGAUUGUACAGUAUGAAGCCCCCAACAAUCAUUGUACCCACAUGUAUAAAAGAAGUUGUGGAACAACUUUUUGAGGUGCACAGAAAAAUGGACCAAUCAGAGCUGAAGCAUAAUCUAAUUGGCUUGGAUGUUGGAGAAGAAGUCUAUCUGAGAAAGGAUCUCAAAGUAAAAGCUUUUAAGACUUAUCAUGUAAUACCAAGUCAGGGUUAUGUUGUAUACUCAAUAAAACAGAAACUUAAGCAGGAGUACGUUGGCCUUUCUGGGAAUGAAAUUAAAAACUUGAAAUCAUCAGGUGUUGAGAUUACAAACACUUCUACAGAACCUCAAGUGGCUUUUACAGGAGAUACCAUGUCUGACUUCAUAACUGACAGUAGUAAUUUUGAUGUGCUGAAAGCGAAGAUUCUUGUUGUGGAGAGCACCUUCCUAGAUGACUCAGUUAAGGUGGAGCACGCAAGAGAGUACGGACACAUGCAUCUAUCCGAGAUAAUUAGUCAUGCAGAGAAGUUUGAAAACAAAGCAAUUCUUCUUAUUCACUUUUCAGCUCGGUACACAGUAAAGGAAAUUGAACAAGCUGUAUCAGUGUUGCCUUCUCCUUUGGCAGGCCGAGUUUUUGCACUUACAGAAGGUAUUUGAUGGCAAGCCAGUCAGCUUCUUUUGUUGGUUCUUUAUUUGGAGAAACUCUAGUUGGGGACGCCCUUUGUUUUUAGGACUAACAAAAGAGCAUAGGGUGUUGUUUGAUUGACUGAACAACCUCAAUAACAUUCUCAAUUAGUCUCCUGAAUUGCAUGGCUAGAAGAUAAAGCUAAGAGUGCAAAUUAACGAAGCAAAUUAUAUGUGGACUCGUUUGGUUGCUCGGCCCGAACUAGAUUGGAAUUGAAUCCAAAGCAGUCCUCAUGAGUGGCAUCCCUCUAGAUGGGACUUGUAAGACACUGUUGAAUUCUUCUCCAUUUUUCAUGACAUUAAUUUUGGCCACUAAAGUUUGUGUGCUGAAAAUGAGUGCUAGAACAUAUAGUUAGGAAUCCUAUGUGGAUUUUAUUUGCUUAUUGGCUGUUCUGUUCCACUUGUAUAAAUUCCAUGUAUCUAAUCAAGAUUAAAGAGCUGGGCAAGCCAGUGUUGAUUUUCAGUCAUACUCAAUUUCAUUGAUCUUAUUUAUAGAA